AUCCAACUUCCGCUCAAAGAAGCGGCGAGACGGGAGGGGCGGGGCGGAGUGCAGCCAAUCAAGGAGUUUGGCCAGACGGAAGCCGAGAGGCUCCCGGAAGUGGUCUUGAGGUCUGGACUGGAAAGCGGAAGCGGCGUGCAACACGUGGGGGCGGUGCCGGUCGGAGGGCUCCUAGUGCGCCGGGUUGUGGGAAGUGUGGCUGGCGGUGGCGACAACCGAGGAGGAGGAGCGAGACGCCGUGGAGCACGGCGACCGGCUGAGCGUCAUGGAGGGCUCAGGGGAGCAGCCGGGCCCCCAACCACAGCAUCCCGGAGACCACCGCAUCCGCGAUGGCGACUUCGUGGUGCUGAAACGUGAAGAUGUGUUUAAAGCAGUACAAGUCCAGCGGAGAAAAAAAGUAACUUUCGAAAAACAGUGGUUCUAUCUGGAUAACGUCAUUGGCCAUAGUUAUGGAACCACAUUUGAAGUGACCAGUGGAGGAAGUCUACAGCCCAAGAAGAAGAGAGAAGAGCCUACUGCAGAGACUAAAGAAGCGGGCACUGAUAAUCGAAAUAUAGUUGAUGAUGGGAAAUCUCAGAAACUUACUCAAGAUGACAUAAAAGCUUUGAAGGACAAGGGCAUUAAAGGAGAGGAAAUAGUUCAGCAGUUAAUUGAAAAUAGUACAACAUUCCGAGACAAGACAGAAUUUGCCCAAGAUAAAUAUAUUAAAAAGAAGAAAAAAAAAUAUGAAGCCAUCAUUACUGUUGUGAAGCCAUCCACCCGUAUUCUUUCAAUUAUGUAUUAUGCAAGAGAACCUGGAAAAAUUAACCACAUGAGAUACGAUACGCUAGCCCAGAUGUUGACAUUGGGAAAUAUCCGUGCUGGCAACAAAAUGAUUGUGAUGGAAACGUGUGCAGGCUUGGUGCUGGGUGCAAUGAUGGAACGAAUGGGAGGUUUUGGAUCCAUUAUUCAGCUAUACCCUGGAGGUGGACCUGUUCGGGCAGCAACAGCAUGUUUUGGAUUUCCCAAAUCUUUUCUCAGUGGUCUUUAUGAAUUCCCCCUCAACAAAGUGGACAGUCUUCUACGUGGAACAUUUUCUGCCGAGAUGUUAUCUUCAGAGCCAAAAGACAGUGCUUUGGUUGAAGAAAGUAAUGGCACACUGGAGGAAAAACAGGCUUCUGAACAAGAGAAUGAAGACAGCAUGGCAGAGGCCCCAGAGAGCAACCACCCAGAAGACCAGGAAACAAUGGAAACAAUUUCUCAAGAUCCAGAACAUAAGGGGCCUAAAGAGAGAGGAAGCAAAAAAGAUUAUAUUCAGGAAAAACAGAGGAAACAAGAAGAGCAGAGGAAAAGACAUUUAGAGGCUGCUGCUCUGCUGAGUGAAAGAAAUGCAGAUGGGUGCGUUGAUGGAAGAAGGCAGGAGACUCCUCGUUUAAUUGUAGCUAGUCGUUUCCACCCCACUCCCCUGCUGCUGUCUUUGCUGGAUUUUGUGGCCCCUUCAAGGCCGUUUGUGGUCUACUGUCAGUACAAAGAGCCUCUGUUGGAAUGCUACACAAAACUGCGGGAGAGGGGAGGGGUCAUCAACCUCAGGCUGUCUGAAACCUGGCUCAGAAAUUAUCAGGUUUUGCCAGAUCGAAGUCAUCCUAAACUGCUGAUGAGUGGAGGUGGGGGUUACCUUCUCUCCGGCUUCACCGUUGCCGUGGACAACCUUAAAGCAGACAGCAGCCUCAAAUCUAAUGCAAGCACUUUAGAAUCACACGAGACUGAGGAGCCUGCAGCUAAAAAACGGAAAUGCCCAGAGUCUGACUCUUAACCCUUUGAGAAUUGCUCUGAAUUUUGUUCUCAGGCAUUACACAGUUAGUAAUUAAAUUUUAAAUGCCAUUACUACUUGUUUUUUCAUAUCCCAAGAAUAAGAACAUGUCUAUGUACCUGUUUCUAGGAAGGAGGAGUACAUGCCUUUUGUCUGUUUCUGACACAGAUGCGCUUGGUCUGUCAAAACUGCAACCAUGGGGUAUGUAGUAUGACCAACUGCAUUUAACAAAACUCCUCUAAGUACUUCUAAAUAUUCUGUGCAAAUAUCUUGAGAACUUCAACAUCCUAAAAUGUGUUUCUACAAGACUUUAUAUGUUAAGCUAAGUGGAAUAAUACAACGUAACUAAAACAUGGCGGGUACCGAAAGGAGGGUAAUUCAUGGAAGAAAUUUCCUCUGUUCAUUCCGUUCUCUUCAACCUAAGCAAUAUGGAUGUGUGAGUGUGUGAUUUAUUAUGGUACCAAAAAUGUCCACCCUCUUUCCUGCAGUGGAAUAAGCUUUUUUGAAAUGCUAAGGUUUUAUUUUAAUAGUUGACAACCUGGGAAAGUUCUGAGUAUUUAUUUUACUGCUCUUUUUUGUGCAUAGAAAGGUUUAGUAGGGUACUUUUUUGCAUUAAUUUGCCAAUACUCUUAUUCUUUGUUCUAAAUAAAGUGACUAGAAUUUUUGUGUACUAUUCAA
This is a messenger RNA of Pongo pygmaeus (Bornean orangutan), 2467 nucleotides long. RefSeq names its product tRNA methyltransferase 6 non-catalytic subunit (gene TRMT6). Gene Ontology annotation, cellular component: nucleus; tRNA (m1A) methyltransferase complex. Gene Ontology annotation, biological process: tRNA methylation. The coding region runs from base 266 to 1792 and encodes 508 amino acids. NCBI's taxonomy places the organism in Eukaryota, Metazoa, Chordata, Mammalia, Primates, Hominidae. The transcript is spliced from 11 exons. The record is from RefSeq and is a predicted model, not a curated record.